Messenger RNA from Drosophila innubila, 2975 nucleotides. RefSeq names its product leucine-rich repeat neuronal protein 3. Lineage: Eukaryota; Metazoa; Arthropoda; Insecta; Diptera; Drosophilidae. The record is from RefSeq and is a predicted model, not a curated record. Gene Ontology annotation, molecular function: protein binding. The transcript is spliced from 2 exons. Bases 202 to 2460 code for a protein of 752 amino acids.
ACAACAAGCUGCUAACUUCAACAAAUUGUUGCUCUGCAAAUUUCAAAAACAUAAGCAUUAUGGACAACUAAAAGCAGGCAACACACACAAACACAUAUACACUCGUAUUAAACGCAUAACGAAAAUUAACGCCAGAAGGCGCUUACCAACAACAACAACAACAUCGACUGUAGAAAGAAGUAAAUAGACAAAAGCAACAAAAUGCAACAACUCCAACAGUUGAUCUGCAUCUGCAGCUGCAUCUUGAUCAGCAUCUGUGUGAGCCAAACGGAGGCUCUGGCCAAUUGCCCGCCCGGCUGCCAGUGUGACGAUAACACUCUGGUGGUGCAGUGCGGUGAGGGGCAGCUGGAUGUGCUGCCCAUUGCAUUGAAUCCCUCGAUACAGCGACUGGUGAUCAAGAGCAACAAGAUCAAGACCAUCGAUUCAUCCAUACAAUUCUAUGCAGAGUUGACAUUUUUGGAUCUGUCGCAGAACCAUUUGAUGACCAUACCUCAGCGCACAUUUGCCUAUCAGAAGAAGCUGCAAGAGGUGCAUCUGAAUCACAACAAAAUUGGACAGAUUAGCAAUAGGACCUUCAUUGGUCUGUCCGCUGUAACCGUGUUGAAUCUGCGUGGCAAUCUCAUCUCGGAGCUGCAUCAAGGAACAUUUUCGCCUCUUCUUAAGAUCGAGGAGCUGAAUUUGGGCGAGAACCGCAUUGGUUUUCUGGAUCCCAAGGCCUUUGAUGGACUGAAACAGUUGCGCAUUUUGUAUCUGGAUGAUAAUGCGUUGACAUCCGUGCCAGAUCCUGUCAUAUUCCAGGCCAUGCCCAGUCUGGCUGAAUUGUUCCUGGGCGUGAACUCACUGCUGACCAUACAAUCGGGUGCUUUCCAGGAUCUGAAGGGUCUGACACGCUUGGAGUUGAAGGGCGCCAGCUUGCAGAACAUCUCACAUGACAGUUUUCUGGGUCUGGAGGAGCUGCGAGUUUUGGAUCUAUCCGAUAAUCGCCUGCCACGCAUUCCCUCGGUGGGUCUCAGUCAUUUGGUGCGUCUGGAGCAACUUUCCUUGGGCCAAAAUGAUUUCGAAGUGAUCAGCGAGGGCGCCUUUGUGGGCCUAAAGCAACUGAAGCGUCUGGACAUCAAUGGUGCCCUGAAACUGAAGCGUGUUAUGACCGGCGCCUUUGCAUCCAAUGGCAACCUGGAGUAUCUGAACUUGUCAUCCAACAAAAUGCUUGUGGAGGUUCAGGAGGGAGCACUCAGUGGAUUGCCACAUCUGCGACAUGUUGUACUGAAGGCAAAUGCAUUGACAUCCCUGGCUGAAGGUCUGUUUCCCUGGAAGGAUUUGACCACAUUGGACUUGUCGGAGAAUCCCUUGGCUUGCGAUUGCCGUGUGAUGUGGCUGCGUAACCUGCUGAUCGCCAAGAAUGCCAGCCAGGAGGAUCAGUUGACGGAUCUGCUCUGCGAAUUCCCCGAACGUCUGCGAGGAGAGGCCUUAAAACAUCUGAAUCCCACUUUGAUGGGCUGCACACACACCGAUCCCCGCAAGCAGGCAUUGAUUGGUGCUCUCCUGGUGGGAUCUGCAGCUACGAUCACCGCCUUGGCUUUGGUCUUGUACCGCUGCCGUCAUAAGAUACGCGAGUAUCUCAAAGGUGGACUGUGGGGCAAUUCGGCGUUGGGUCGCAAGGAGCGCGAAUAUCAAAAGACUUUCUGCGAUGAGGACUACAUGUCGCGACUGCAGCAUCAUCCCUGCUCCCUGGGCAUCCACUCGACGUUCCCCAACACCUACACGGCGCCACAUCAGGGCCAUGCUGCUGGCCAUCAUCAUUACGGCAUGUGCCCCAUGCCCAUCAACGACCUGAAUGCCGUCGACGGUCAGCACAAGUUCCAGCAGUUGCAGGUGCCCAUGUCGGCCACAUUGAUGCAUGAGAAGAAGCUGAACAACAACAAGAGCUUGGCGGGUAGCAUCGAUGACAGCGCCAGCUUUGUGUUGCACAUGAAGACGGCAACAAUGGGCCGUGAGCAGCAGCAACCGCAGCAGGCGCAACAGCAACAACUGCAACUGCAACUGCAACAGCAACAUCCACAACAAUCCAAGCUCAAUCAUUAUACGAAGCCACAGUUUCUGUCUGCCACAGCAACUGUAGCUGACUCCUGUUACUCGUAUGCGGAUGUGCCCAUGGUGCAUGCCCCACAACAGCUGCGCAUCAGCCACGAGCACUUCAAGCAGCGCGAGCGUGAACCACGCGACUUUGACAACGAUGCGACCAGCGAGAUCAUGGAUCCCAACUACAUCUACAGCAAUGCCCACUACUCGUUGCCCCUGGAGCAGAUGGGACGCAGCAAGACGCCGACGCCGACGCCACCACCGGUGCCACCAGCAUUGCCACUGCGCAACGGACUCUGUGCCACCACCGGACGUCGCUCCUUCCAGCACAAGCCGACGCACAGCAACAAUACGAGCACUAUGCGUCAGUUCACGCACUGAUCCUCGGAGCACUAUCGUCGCAGGCAGCUGAGCAUCUAUGCUUAGUCCGUUCUGCCGCUGUCAACUGUGAUGCCAAACGCCCCCCUCUACCUUCCCUUUCUCCUCCCCCCCUCGCACCAGCACAAAACAAACAACAGAAUAUGAGAAAAUAGUAGUAGUAGAGCACAUAAGACGAGUUUACACGUGUCCUGAUUCACGAUUCACGAUUCACGAUCAACUUUCAACUCACCUACUUUUCCUAUAUUAUAUAAGUAUAAAACUCUUCAACUCCCAUAGAUAAUAUGAAAUUCCAAUAGUCUUAAUACCAUAGAAAUUUAUAGAAUAGUUUAACAGACAACUGGCAGGUGUGAACUGUACUUAAUGCAAUGUUCACACCUCUCAGUUGACUGACAGGAUUAUUCAAAAUAUUUUUGUAGUAUGCCAUGAAAAAUAUUUGAAUUUCAUAAAAAAAACUAGUAUUUGACACGUGUGAACAUUGACACUUAGUUCGUGAUAAGUAAAACUCGAAUAAGACA